GACUCUCGAAAUGAUGUUGGCUGACGUUGAAGAGGACUUUACUGUUGACAAUGUUAAUUCGAUACAACAAGAUCAAAGUGUGAAAAGUGGUUUUGCAACUGCCAAAAACAAGACAACACUGAUACCAGAAACAAAUCAAAGACACAUAAAUAAUAAUAAAAAACAAUUAUUUACCAAAAAACCAGCGUUAACAUUAAAUUUUAGUCAUCAAGAGAAAGCUUACCCAGCGUCAUUAAAAAAAACACAAAACAAUGAUAAAUACACUACUCAAACUAAUAAAGACACGGCUUCCAUAAUGGAGAAAGGG
Cotesia congregata is the source of this 307-nucleotide messenger RNA. NCBI's taxonomy places the organism in Eukaryota, Metazoa, Arthropoda, Insecta, Hymenoptera, Braconidae. The record is from the annotation of a GenBank genome assembly.